AUGCAUUCUAUUCCCCUCAAAAUCAUUCUAUCCGUCCCUCCUAUUUUUUUCCAUUCCAUUCCCUUUUCGCCCAUUAUUAACAACACCACAACCCACCACUGUUGCCAGGCCCACCCACCACAACCACCAUCCACCACCGCCGCCUGUCGUCGUCACACACCACCACCACCACCCAUCGCCGUCACCGCUACCAAUGCCACCGCCGCCAACUCCGACCACCACCGCCACCCACUGACGACACCACCACUGCCACUGCAACCAUCGCCGCCACCACCGCCCAACCCGCCACCUUCGCUACCGCACCCGCCGCCACCCACCUCCGUUCCCACCACCACCACCGCCGCCACCCAUCGUCGCCACUGCCACCUCCGAUCACUACCGCCACCCACUUCCACCACCACCGUCGUUGCCACUUUCGAUCACCGCCACCACCCACGUCUACCACCACCACCCACCAUCGUCGUUGCCCACCUCCGAUCAACGCCGCCACCCACCUCCGCCACCGCUGCCGCCACCACCCAUCGUCGACAUUACUACCACCUCCGACCACCGCCGCACCAUCAUCGCCACCGCCACCGUCAUUGCCGCCGCCAUCGCCGCCACCCUCCUCGUCGUCACCCACCACCACUGCAGCUAUCACAACCUACCACCGCCGCCACCCAUCGUCACCGGUACAACUGCCACCUAUCACCACCCACCAUCAUUGCCCACCACUGA
Messenger RNA from Helianthus annuus (common sunflower), 717 nucleotides. RefSeq names its product extensin-like. NCBI's taxonomy places the organism in Eukaryota, Viridiplantae, Streptophyta, Magnoliopsida, Asterales, Asteraceae. The transcript has a single exon. Bases 1 to 717 code for a protein of 238 amino acids. The record is from RefSeq and is a predicted model, not a curated record.